AGCCAGGGACCAGUCAUUCGACAAACAGCCGCUCCCGAGUACGGUUCGAGAGCCCUACGGAUCGAAAAACAUUCGAAAAUCGAGCCCAUGACUUAUAUAUAGAGGCGUAGUGUUCGAUUUGUUUACGUCGUGACGUCGUGACGCGAGUGCCAGAGCCAGACAGUGCGAGUGCCAGACCCAAACAAGAGUCAGAUAAAAAAUAUCAAAACACACACAAAAUGAUUAGCACCACGGAUUAUCCAGUGCCGGAAACCACAACGCCGGGCAGUGAGGAGCUGUACGCGGAAUACAUAUCCGCCCCGGCCAGCAGCAUGAGCCCCGCCGCUAUCGCCGAGCAUCUGCAGCAGAACAAGAUCACCUUCGAGAUACCCAGUGCCCACGACCUGCGCCACAUCGACGCCCUCAACUCGUUCAACUCCCUGCUCCAGAGGAUCGGCAACGUGCCGGUCGCCUACGACCCGGCUCCGCCCAGCGGCUGGUCGCCGGACGGCAGCAUCAGCACCGAGCAGCUCUCCAAGUCGGUGGUCCUCGACCUGGCCGACCUUCGGGAUGGGUCCGAGGAGGGCCAGGAUGCGGGCUGGUGGGGCCAGGUGUUCGGCGAGGCGGACAUGCACGUGAUUAUCAACUAUCUGUGGAUCGGAGUGGUCACCUCGCUGGUGGUCCUCUCGCUGGUCUUCAUCCUCUUCAGCUGCUACUUCUACAGGAAGUUCCGCACUUGGAAGAAAUGCAAUAAGGACAUACGUGCCCAGAUCCAUGCCGCCAGCGAUUCUAGUUACUCCACGCACCUGGUCAACUGCGACGCCAGUCGGCUGCUCCUCCACCAGCAGCAGCAGCAGAUCCAGCAGCAGCACCAGCGGAACAAUGAGGCCGCCUUCUACCAAAUUGAAUCGCCGCCCUGCUAUACGAUUGCCACCGGACUGCCCAGCUACGACGAGGCACUGCAUCAUCAGCCCCGUCACUUUGCCUACGGCAUGAAGUUUGUGUAUCCUACACUGGCAGCUGUGCAUCAUCAUCAUCACCAUCCGUUUCCUCGGCCCGCGGCGGCUGCCUGCGUAACCAAUUGGGAAAAGGACGAAAUGCAGCACCAGCAGCAGAACCAGCAGCCGCAUCAGGAACUGAAUAAGCUGCAAAAGUGCAAACUGUCAGCGCCAGAAGAGGAUAAAGCCCCAUCCUGCGACUUGGCCGCAGCAACGCCUGCCAUUUGCAUUAACAUGCCAAAUGGUCGGGGGGAUGAGGAUGCGGCUCUGGGAGCUGAGGAGGAUGUGGCAACAAGGAUGCCACCACCCACCACACAAAGUUUGCAGCCAGCGGCUGCUGCUGACGAUGAUUGCGCCUCAUUGGUCGUUGUUGUUGCCGCGUGAUUGCCCAGCCACUAAGCUGAACCGGAGGAGGAGCUGGAGGGGUCAAGAGUUUACGGGGAGGUCAGGGAGGUAGCAGCCCAAUUGCUUAGUCACUUGUAAAUAGUUGCAUCGUCUGCUGCUAAUGUUGUUCACCCACGUAGAGACUUAUAGCCUAAUAACAUAAAUCACCAACCCCACCCAGCCUCGCCCUUUAGCCCUUUAACCAAAAUUUAGUUUCUGUUUUUAGUUAUCUGUUAUGUAUUAUUGUAUUACGCAAGACUGAGUAUUAUUUAUUGUACUAUCUAUUGAUUAAGUCCUAAUGUUUAAGCCCGAUAAUGAGAAGGAGUCCAAAAAUAUACACAAAAUGCAAAACAUAAAACGAAAAA
Messenger RNA from Drosophila bipectinata, 1726 nucleotides. RefSeq names its product commissureless (gene comm). Gene Ontology annotation, biological process: axon guidance. The record is from RefSeq and is a predicted model, not a curated record. Lineage: Eukaryota; Metazoa; Arthropoda; Insecta; Diptera; Drosophilidae.